Molecule: messenger RNA, 454 nt
Organism: Ruditapes philippinarum (Manila clam)
Lineage: Eukaryota; Metazoa; Mollusca; Bivalvia; Venerida; Veneridae
Exons: 3
Coding region: 46-399 (117 amino acids)
Source: RefSeq, a predicted model, not a curated record
GUCUAUAAAUUGUUGUUGUUUUUUUUCUAAAUUUCAGAUCAGAAUAUGAAAACUGCGAGUCAUCGUUUAGUAAAAUUAUUAAAGGAACCUGCUUCAUUCACUAAUACUGUUGCGAGGGAAAAGCCGGUAGAAUAUUUCGUAGUUAAUGAGGAACUGGAUAGUGUUGAUGGACAAAUAUCGAUAGAGGAAAAUGAUGAAUUGAACCAAAUCAGUGCAGAAAUUAGUGAAAAUGCUAAUAAGGAAGAUACCAAUGCUGGAGUCUCAAAGCCUUUACUUGUUGAAACAAUCGACGGUGAUACAAAGUCUGUAAAUAAACCAAAGGAGGAGUAUAUUCUUAACCAUUUGAAGGAUUUAAUAGAUGAGGUUAAGCAGUUUGUUAACUUUCUCAGGAUUUUAUAGAUGAGGUUAAGCAGUUUGUUAACUUUCUCAGGAUUUAAUAGAUGAGGUUAAGCAG